Molecule: messenger RNA, 2328 nt
Organism: Thermothielavioides terrestris NRRL 8126
Lineage: Eukaryota; Fungi; Ascomycota; Sordariomycetes; Sordariales; Chaetomiaceae
Exons: 2
Coding region: 135-2177 (680 amino acids)
Source: RefSeq, a predicted model, not a curated record
AUGUAGUGUACACCGGGUCCGCGGGGAUGGAACCUUCAUAUUAAAGGCCCCAGAGCCAAGCAUAUUGUCGUCGCAUUUCCUCCUGCCGAGAUCUCGCCCCUGUGCUCGUUGCGUCCUGCGCUCGCCCCUCCAAGAUGCACUUCACCGGCGUGACACUGGCAGCCCUUGCCAGCCUGGCUGCCGGCGCGUCCCUCAAGAGCCUAGACACGAGUCUGACCAUCUUGACCAACAAUGAUCUCCAGGGGUCAGACAGCCCCGAUGCCGACUCGGCCGUGAUCCUCACGGAUGCCCGGGCGUUCCGGGAUGCGUCCCAGGGCGUGUGUGCCAAGCUGGGCGAGCAGCUUUGGCGGCCUACGACGAAGCGAGGACACCGGAGGAGAGACACGGCCGUGCUGCCGUUUGCAGAUUACCUGAAGUACACCGGGACAGCUGACGCCUCGUCCAAGUUCUGGGUUUCGUCAGGCUCCAGCUCUCCCGACGCCGUGGACAUCGCCGGCGGCUUCCACCCCAACCCUGGGAACAUCCGGAUCCCCGCGCUGUGCACCAACACCGCGCCCUUCUCAACCCAGAGCUCCCAGGACACGAGCUCCAAGUGGCAGAUCAGCCUGGAGGUCAACAACCAGACCAUCACCGGGUUCCGCGACCGCCUGUCCUUCCGCUUCCUGGGUAUCCGCUAUGCGCCGCAGCCGCAGAGGUUUACCUACUCGACCCUGUUCAAAGGGGCGGGGGAAGCCGCCUCGGCGCUGGCCUACGGCUCUCAGUGUGCUCAGGCCCCCAACACGGGCACCGAGGACUGUCUGUUCCUCAACGUGUGGACGCCGUAUCUCCCCAACCCGAACACGGCGCCGGCGAAGAAGACGCUCCGGCCCGUGGCCUUUUGGAUUCACGGAGGCGCCUUCACCGGCGGCACCGCGAACGACCCGACCUUUGACGGCGCGAACUUGGCAUCCAGAGGCGACAUGGUGGUGGUGGCCAUCAACUACCGCCUGUCGACCCUCGGUUUUCUCGCCCUCAAGGACGGCAAGACCAACGGCAACUUCGGCUUAGCCGACCAGAUCACGGCGCUCGACUGGGUCCGCGCGAACAUCCGCAGCCUCGGGGGCGACCCGGAUCGGAUCACGAUCUUUGGCCAGAGCGCAGGCGCGGGAUCCGUGCGAGCCCUGAUGGCCUCGCCGAAGGCCGCCGGCAAGUUUGCGAACGCCAUCAUGCUCAGCAACCUCGGCGGCAUCAACUACGGGACGACGUACUCGCACUAUUACACCAUCGACGAGGAAGUCGCCGUGGCCGCCAACGCGAUUCUCGCCGCCACGAACUGCACCUCGGCGCCGUCGCAGGUCGACUGCCUGCGCGCCGUCCCCGCCAACACGCUCACGUCUCUCAGCACGGUCGCCCGCUUCCUCGUGGUGGACGGCACGUACCUGACCUCGCCAGAGCUCCCGCUGACGGGGCCCCGCCUGCCGAUCAAGCUGAUGAUGGGCAUCAUGCGCGACGACGGCGCGCCCUUCAUCAGCUUCCCGCAGACCACCAACGAGUCGGCCUACCUGGCGUCGCAGGGCUUCUCGGUGCCGCCGGCCAAGCUGUUCCCGAUCGUGCCGACGGGCAACCAGACGCUGGACCUGUACACGGCGUCCUCCCGGCUCGCAACGGACGGCAUCUUCCGGUGCAUCGACGAGGCGACGGCGCGCGCGGGCGCCGACAGCGGCCGGCUGGGGCCCAUCUACUACUACGAGUUCGACCGGUCGUACCAGACGACGGGGUGGCCGGGCACGGACGUGUGCGAGCCGCCGCGGACGGCGGCGCACCCGUACGGCGACCCGUCGCGCCCCUACCUGCGCUGCCACUCGGGCGAGCUGUACUACGUGUUCGGCAACCUGCACCGGCAGGGCCUGCCGCUGCGCGACGCCGGCGACCUGCCCUUCGAGCGCUUCGUGCUCGACUCCUUCGCCGCCUUCAUCCGCGCCGGCGACCCCAACCCGGACCCGGCCUUCCUCGCCGCCCGCGGCUACGCGGACUCGCUCGCGCAGGCCCAGCUGGCCGGCCCCUGGCUGCCCACCACGCGCGGCCGCCAGACGCUGCGCCUGCUGGACUGGCCGCGCUCGGCGCAGAGCGGGUUCCGCGAGCUGCCGCAGUGCCAGGCGCUCGGGUUGGGGUUGGAUUAUUACGAGAAACCGCAUUGACUCGGCGCGGCUGGGGGAAGGGGGUUGGGAGGUGGCAUGGGGUGAGUUUAGGCUUGGGCUUGGGACUUGCCCGGCUGGGGGGAUCGGGGUGUUGGCUGAUCGAUGUUGGGAUGAGCCCGUGGCAGAUGUCUAAUGUUUAUUUGAGACGAGG